Molecule: messenger RNA, 5576 nt
Organism: Ilex paraguariensis (yerba mate)
Lineage: Eukaryota; Viridiplantae; Streptophyta; Magnoliopsida; Aquifoliales; Aquifoliaceae
Source: the annotation of a GenBank genome assembly
AUGUCGUCUAAAGGUAAAGAAAAAGUGGACGGAAAAGACUACUCGGGUAAGAGAAAGCGCGGUGACGACGAUAAAAGUGGCCGUCGGAAGAGGAAGAACCGUGAUGUCCUUCAGUUCUUCGAAGACGUAGCGUACGAUGUCGGCGAUGAAAGCGAGUCCAGCGACGGUAGCGGCUUCGAUGAUGGUAUUUUGGUGAAACUCUGGACUACAUUACGGGUUGGUGGACUGAACGUUGUUAUGAGUUCCAGUUCUAUUUUCAAGGAAUUUGGGGUUUAUAUCUCUGUUUUGGAGCUAAUUUACCAAAAUGUUGUUGAAAUUAAGUUAUAUGGUUGGCCUAGUUUGCUUCAGCUGGAGGGGACUUUUGGGCUGCAAGUUUACUGUGAUACAGUUUUUAGACCUGCAGAUACAAUUUACCCAUCUAAUUUUCUGGAAGAGGAAUUUGAUAUGGGUGUUGAAGUUAAGGGUGAACCAGGAAAAACUCCUUCCCUUCCCUUUUUGCCAAAAGAGGAGGAGUUGAGUGGGGAAGAACUUGAAAAAAUGUUGGAGGAGCGUUACAAACCAGGUUCUAGUUUUGUUACAUAUGCAGAAGAUGGAUAUGAGACCAAAAAAUCAAUUGAUAGAAGUACUAGUUUUCCCUCUGCUAAUGAUCCAAUCAUCUGGAAAGUCAAAUGCAUGGUGGGACACGAGAAGCAUUCAGCUUUCUGCCUUAUGCAGAAGUAUGUUGAUUUGCUGUCUCUGGGAACUAAGUUGCAGAUAAUUUCUGCAUUUGCGCUAGAACAUGUAAAUGGCUUUAUUUAUAUUGAAGCUGACAAGCAAUCUGAUGUCAAUGAGGCAUGUAAAGGGUUUUGUAGUAUAUAUUCGAGUCGAAUUACACCUGUCCCAAAGAAUGAAGUUUCUCAUUUGCUCUCUGUCCGAAACAAGUAUAGUGGAAUUUCUGAGGGCAUGUGGGCCCGUGUGAAGAGUGGGAAAUACAAAGGGGACCUAGCUCAGGUUGUGACUGUAAAGGAUGUCCGGAAAAAAGCUACAGUCAAGCUGAUCCCGAGAAUAGAUCUGCAAGCAAUGGCUGCAAAAUUUGGUGGAGGAGUUACUUGCAAGAAGAAUGCUAUUCCUGCACCAAGAUUGAUCAGCUCUAGUGAACUCCAGGAGUUCCGACCGCUCAUUCAAUAUAGACGCGACCGUGAUACUGGAAAAAUGUUUGAGAUUCUUGAUGGGAUGAUGCUCAAGGAUGGUUAUUUAUACAAAAAAGUGCCCCUUGACUCUCUAAGUUUCUGGGGUGUGGUGCCAUCUGAAGAUGAGCUCCUGAAGUUUGAGCCUUCUGAGAACAAUGAAUCUAAGGAUGUAGAGUGGCUUUCCCAGCUUUAUGGUGAAGCAAAGAAGCCGCCCAUUGUAAAGGGUGACAAAGGAGGUGGAAAAGGAAAGUGUUCGACAAGCUCCAGUAUGGCGAGUAGCUUUGAAGUUCAUGAUCUAGUGUUUGUUGGUCGAAAGGGUUUUGGCAUUAUCGUAGGCACAGAGAAGGAAGAUAAUUUCAAGAUUAUGAAGGAGGGUUCGGAAGGACCAGUAGUUGUGACUGUUGAACCACGUGAGUUAAAGAAUGCAUCAUUUGAUAAGAAAUUAUUCACUGCAUUAGAUCAGCACAUGAAGACCAUAUCGGUGAAUGAUACUGUCAGGGUAUUGGAAGGUCCAUUAAUGGGUAGGCAAGGGAUUGUUAAGAAAAUUUAUCGAGGAACCAUCUUUUUAUAUGAUGAAAAUGAACAGGAAAAUGGUGGUUAUAUCUGUUCUAAAGCUCAAUUAUGUGAAAAAGUGAUUUCUGGCGAUGCAUCUGAUAAAAAGGGUGGUGAACCAGGCCCCUCUGGUUUUGACAAUUUCCCAUCAUCUCCAAAAUCUCCUUUGUCGCCCAAGAAGCCUUGGCAAGGGAAGGAUGAUAACUGCAACUUCAACCGGGAAGAUAAAGAUGGAAUGUUCUUUGUUGGUCAAUCAGUGAGAAUCCGAGUGGGUCCUUUAAAGGGAUAUCUGUGUCGUGUAUUGGCUGUUCGCCGUUCUGAUGUCACCGUGAAGCUUGAUUCUCAGCAUAAGAUUCUUACAGUUAAAAGUGAGCAUCUUUCAGAGGUUCGCGGAAAGAUUUCUGCCGUUUCAACGAGUGAGGAUCCGGAUUCUGUAAAACCAUUUGAUCUGCUUGGAACCCAAGAUGGCUCCGGAGAUUGGAUGGAUGGAGGGCAGGCAUCAACAGCAGGUGGAGGGUGGACUGCCGGAGGGCAAUCUACAGAAAGGAGUUCCUGGCCUUCGUUCCCUACCUCUAGCAUCUCGCUUCAGCCGGAAUCUGGUUCAGCUAAUCCUCCUCUCUGUGUGGACAAUGAUCUCAAUAAGGAUGUUGGAGAAUCUGCUUGGGAGACUAAAGUGACCACAAAUCAGAACCCUUCGUGGGGUCCAGGAGUUGCUGAUGAUAAAGCUGUCCUGGGUACUGAACAAGUGGGAGGCUGGGGAAAAAGUGAAGAUGGUUGGAAUAAAGCUACUUCUAAUGCUGGCUUUGGUAGCAGUACAGCCAAUGAUAGCUGGGGUAGGACAAGAAUAUCUACUGGGGAUCCAGUUGGCUCUUCGAAAGAUGCUGGAGACAACUGGGGUAAGGCAAAGCUCACAAUUGGAAGUUCUUCCAAUUAUGCAAAUGAUGCUGCAGCCUCGUGGAGCAAGGAGUAUACUGCUAGUAACCUGGAUGAUGGAUGGAAAAGAGCAGCAGACAAAGUCUCCAAUGUUGCUGUCCCAACAAGCAGCUGGAAUAAUCCAAAUGCCGGGAGGGCCCCGACAGAGUCCUGGGGCAAAGGAAAUGAUGGUGGCAGUGAUGAAUCGGCUUGGGGCAAAGCUGCAGAGAAGGGGAGCAAUAAUGACGAUUCCAGCAAAGGUAAGGCAGUUUGGGGUACUUCUGGAGCUAUACCUGAGAAACAAACUGGCGGAUGGGGUAAUGCUGGUGGGAGCUUGGCCCAACCAGAAAUGAGUAUAGGUGGAUCCAACUGGGGGAAAGCUUUGAAGUCCCAAGAUGAAGUCACUGAAGGUGCUGGGAAGUGGGCCACUAAAGAUGUUCCUAAUGGAAAUCAGACAGGUUGGAAUAGUUCUUCAGCUGUAGCAGAGUCUCAAAGUGGGAGAUGGGGUAAUGCAGGUCGUAGCUUGUCUAAACCUGAUGGAGAUACAAGUAGCUGGAAGAAAACUGCAAGUGUAACUGGAGGUCAGGCUCAAAAAUGGGGGAACAAGAAAGAAGAUGGUGAAGAUGCAACAGGAUGGGCAAAAGGUGGAUCUGGUAGUAAAGAUCGGACUGAUGGUUGGAACAAACCAACGACCUUUGGUGCUGAUGGGGGAUCUUCCUGGAGCAAACAGGAUGGAAGAUCUUCUUGGAGCAAACAGGAUGGUGGAUCUUCUCAGAGUGAACAAGCUGGAGAAUCUUCAUGGGGUAAACAGGCUGGAGGAUCUUCCUGGAGUAAGCGAGCUGAUGUUAUUACUGAUGAUGAGUCAAAAGGAAGGACAAAUCAAAAUGAUAGUUGGGAGAGACCAAAGAGUUUUGGUGGGGAUCGAGGAUUUGGUGGUUGGAACAAAGAUAGAUUGGGUAAUAAAGAUAGUACAGAUCAAGAAGGCAGCUGGGAGAGGCCAAAAUCAUUUGAUGGAGGCCGUGGUUCAGGUGGCCGAGGAGGUAGAGAUCAAGUUGGCAGAGGAAGAUCGUUUGAUCAGAGCCAAUCUUCUGGUUGGAGCAAAAAACAGGAUGAUUAUGGGUCAAGUGAUGGAACAUCCAGGGGGAAUAUGUCCAGUUGGAGCAGUGGUCAAGCAGGUGGUUGGGGCAGAGACAAGGCCUCUGAUGGAGAUAAGAAAGAUGAAAGUUGGAAUAAACCAAAUCUUUCUAGCGGGGACAGCAAAAGUGGUUGGGAUACUAAAGCCUCUUCACAAGAGAAGAGCUCUGAUUGGAUUCAGAAAUCUGCUGACAACGAGAAAGUUGGGGAGGGGAAAGAUCAGGGAGAUGGUUGGAUGAGUAGAACAACUUCGAACGGAGGUUCAGCCACAGGAUGGGGUCAAAGUAACCGAUGGAAAAGCGGAGCAAAUGAUGCAGGUGAAAAUCAGGAUUCUGCUUGGGGCAACAAAAGCAACUGGAACUCUGGAAAUGCUUUUGGUGGGAGUGAAAAUCAAACUGACACUUUCGGUAACAGGGGAGCAUAUGGUAAUUGGAGGGGGGGAGGCCGUGGAGGAAGAGGGGGAUCAGACAGGGGGUUUGGCGGCAGAGGGGAUUCGGACAGAGGCUUUGGAGGCAGAGGUGGAUCAGACAGGGGAGGCUUCCGAGGUAGAGGCGGAUCAGAUAGGGGAGGCUUUCGAGGUCGAGGUGGUUCUGACAGGGGUGGUUUUGGAGGUAGAGGGCGUGGAAGGAGGAAUUCGAGUGGUGAUUGGAACGACAGAAAUGAUUCUGCUGAGGAUCAGCCCUAUGGCUGGACCAAAGGGUCAAACAGUAAUGCUGAGGGAUGGAAGAGCAAUGAUGGUGGAGGCAGUUGGAACCAUGGAGGUGGUGGUAACAAGGGCCAGUGGCAGAGUUGGAAUUCGGGUGGGAGCCAGGCCAAAGGGGCUGUGGAAAGUGGUCAUAAUACCCAAGGUGGUGGAUGGAACAAAGAAACUGAUUCUGCUAAAGAUGCAGAUGGGAGUGAUGUUGCUGCCAGCAGUUGGGGCCAAGGAAACAAUUGGAAAUCUCCAAAUACUUCUGGUGGGGUUCCGUCAUCUGCAGGGAACCAACCAACGGUAAGCAAGGAAGCUGGAGGUUGGAUUAAGCCUGAGUCAGGUUGGAGCUUGGGAAGUGGUCCAGGAAAUGAAGUCGCAUCUAAUACUUGGAAACAAUCAAAUGCUGCAGCAGACGGUGACCAGUCGCGUGGUUGGAAUCAAGCAGAAAGUGCAAAAGGAAAAGCUAGUGAAGGGGGAGGAACACCUGAUUCAUGGGGAAAGGCAGCAGCAAGCUCUUGGGGCAAAGGAAAUGAUGGAAAUGGUAAAGGAGGAUGGGCCCAGAAUAAGCCGGAGCCAGGUUGGAACCGGGGAAGUGGUUCAGGAAAUGAAGGUGCAUCCAGGUCUUGGAACAAGUCUAAUUCUGCAGACGGGGACCAGAAUCAAGCAGAAGGUGCCAAAGCAAGAGCUGGUGAAGCUGGGGGACCAACUGAUUCUUGGGGUAAGGCAACAGCAAGCUCUUGGGGCAACAAGGGAAAUGAUGGUGGCGGCAAAGGAGGGUGGUGUUAACCAUCAAAGUAAUUAUUGCAUUGCUGCAUUUCUUUUGUUCGGAAGUUCUACAUAUCAUGUUUAUAUUUGCUGGCUGGACAGUUUAUCUUGUACAUUGUGUGUCAAACUCUGAAUGUGUGUUGUUAUGUUUUAACCUUGGGCCUGGUGGUAGACUAUUGGAGCACAUCCUUUGGGGCAUAUCUUGUUUCUUCGAGCAGGGUAGGGGUCAUGUUCUUCUGAUCUUUGUUAUGUAGAAGCUUGUGAAAAACCUUCGAAUGCUUCAUGAAUUUGCUGCUUUAGUAGUACUAAGCAUUUCCCUUCAAAUUGAGUAGAAAUUGAGGGCCUCAGUUAAU